AUUUCCCAGGGCGCCUUGGGCGAGUGGAGGGCGGUUAAAGGAAGGCGGUAAAGUCUGCGGUGUAAACGUCGCUGCCGGGUUCCGGGUCUCGGGCUUCGCGAAGGGGAUGGAGGGGCAGGUUCAGCGGCACCAGGCUCUUUACAAGGGCGCCCGGACCCCGCCUUGGAAGGAGACCUUCAGGCAGGUAAGGCGGCGGCGCGGGGUCUGCCCGAAACUCCCGUGGAACGCGGCGACUGCGAACGUUCCAUGACUUCCGCGGAAUGCGGCGACUGCGAACGUUCCAUGCCUACUGCGAACGUUCCAUGACUGGAUACAUUUCAAGGAGCCCUGCCGGCUCUGCGCGUUGCUAAAGGGCAGAUUUGGCCGCCGUCCUACCUGGAUGGCCGUUUCCGUAGGAGCCCAACCCCUAGGGACCGAGCAUAUAGCUAAACUCCCUCCCACAAGAAGGGAGCGAUGGCCACCACCUUGGAUGGCUUUUAAAAAGAGGAUUGGACAAAUUCAUAGAGGCGGCGGCUGUUGAUGGCUAUCUGUGACGGCUAUGCUCACAAACCAUGUGUUUUUAUAAGAUCCCUGAACUGAAUCUUAAAAAAAAGAAAAUUGUUCAGAAAGCAUUUCGUCUUCCUAAGUAGGGGAUUGUGGGGAAAAGUCAGAGAAAUGGUUUUGCCAUGCUGGUGUCUCCAUUGCAAGUCUUUAUCUCUCUGUUCACUGCCCUCCAGCGCUGCGUGGAGAGGCUGAAGAGCAGCCGUGCCAGACUCUUGGACAGAUACCGCCAUGUGGGAGAAGACACAGCCCAUCAAGCGAGCAAAGCCCUCUUGGUCCAGGAAGUGAUGGAAAUGGAAUGGCAGGCUCUGCAGCCUCUGGAUUUCCAGCUGCCCUUCCCCAGGAAACAAGAAACUUCCCCUCAGGUCACUGCGGUAAGAAGCAGCUACUGUACUAUGUUCUUUGUGGGAGGCUGUCCAUAUCGCGGGGGGGGGGGGGGGGUCGACAUGCAGAGGGCUGCAAGGCCAGCUGGCUAGCCCCAGCUGGGUCGUCCCCUUCCAGCCAUCCGCUGCGAAGACCCAUCGGCCUCUGCUCCGACGUAAAUCAGCGACCCGGGCUUCAAAGCCAGGGCACACUAUCAGCAGAUAGAACUGCGCACACAGAAUAGGCGUGAGGCUUGUGAAAGCAUGCUACAACUACAGAUUUAUUAAUCAUAAAUCAGGACAAAGAAACAUGUCGCCUCUCUCUCUCUUCAUCCUCUCAGAGAGACAGGGAAAAGCAAAAGCAAUACACACAACGGAAGUUCCCAGCAAACUGUGCUGGAAUGUAAACAGACAUGUGACACGCAACAGUUCCUCACACCUGCUCCUUAAGGUGGAAUGGAAAUCUCAACAGUGUGUGUCUGGAUUGUCAGCAUAAUGUCCUGGUGCCCACAAGGUUUCUGAGUGCGCACACACCUCACAGCCGCAUGAAGUACCCUUGACAACCAGAGAGGUGACCUUUCGUUCCCUCGGAAAGUACAUAGAGCCAAAGGAGGAAGUUGGAAGAGCGGCACUCUUUCACACUUCCUCUUUCAGCUCUAUGUGCUUCUCAAGGCUCAGAUUAAUUCUAGUGGAUCUGCCUUCUACCCAGAUCCCUUGGAAGAACAACAUAACUGUGUCUGUGUCUGUCUAUCACUCCCUGAGGGUGGGUGGCUGGACUGAUCCCAAGGGUGAAAGGUGAGAAAUGCCCAAACAGCACUUUAAAAUGCCCAAAGUGCACCUGCAGUACCGGUUCAAUCCUAAUGUGCCCAUGAGCCUAAAAAGGUUGCCAGCCCCUGUAACUUAGAGGGCUGGCAUCCCUCUGGCUGUAUACAAAUUUAACUCGUAUUAAUAAUAAUUCAAAGUUCUGGUUUAGACCUAUGAAGCCUUAUACAGUGGUACCUUGGUUGUCGAACGGCUUAGUUGUUGAACAAAUCGGCCCCUGAAUGCAGCAAACCCGGAAGUGGGUGUUCUGGUUUGAGAACGUUUUUUGGAAGUCGAACGUCCGGCGCAGCUUACGAUUGAGUGCAGGAAGCUCCUGCAGCCAAUCAGAAGCCGUGCCUCAGUCUUCAAAUAGUUCUGGGAGUCAAACAGACUCCAGGAAUGGAUUAAGUUUGACAACCAAGGUACCACUGUACAGCUUAGGUCUAGGCUAUCAGAGGGACUGUAUUCUUCCACACAAACUUGCUCAGGCUCUGAGAUAUUUUGGGGUAGGCCCUUCUCCCAGCCCCACCAUCCUCGCAGUUGUUCUCAGUGGGGACGUAGGAGAGGGCCUUCUCGGUGGCAGCCCCCAUAUUUUGGAGCUCCCUUCCUAGAGAGGCUAGGCUCUCUCCAUAUUGUCCUUCUGCUGGCAGGUGACGUCUGUUUUUAUUCUGUGGAGCUAAUACCAGCUUACUGUGCGGUUCCCUUUAGAUGCUGGACGUCUUAGAGGAAAUCCAGGAGGAGCUGAUCUUGCAAGGUACUUGAUUCUCCUUUGAUUCUGAUAGCCGCGGCUUUAAUUUCUGUUGGCACAGCCUGUGACGCAGGGGACGGGGCUUUCUCCCUUGCAGAACAGCUGGCCGUGGAAGAGUACGAGCAAAGCCUGCGCUUUGACGAGGAGUGCCUGAAUGAUAUCCUGGAUGGCUUGGAUGCGGAGCGCAAGGUCAUCUGCCCGGUUUGCAGAAGGUGAGGCAAACACGUACAAUGCUUUAGGUCAGGCCUUUCCUCUGCCUCAUCCCAGUUAGAUGAUGUGGAGAAAUAGCUAGCAGGUGGCCGAAGUUCGCCAGCGUAAGACUUAAUAAAGGAAACAAAAAGGAAUUUGUCCCUGUUUAACUUUCACCGCUGAUUGCUUCUGCACCUUGCAUUAAUUCAUGGCUGUUCUUCCUAGGAACAAUCUCUGUGUGACGAGUCACUCGGUCGUGUGUCCGUGUGGGCUUUCCAUCAGCACGCAGGUAAGCAGGUGCUCAAAAAUCAUUUGCGCCGUCUGGGGUAAAGGAACAUGGCUCAGCAGCAGAGUGCACCAGAUUUGUAUGCAAAAGGUCUGGGUAUGUUAAAACCAAGGGGGCAGAGAAUGCAUCAGAAAUAUCCCACCCACUUCUAAAAGGCCACAGGUGGUUAAGGGCCAAGGCCUUUAGAGCAGUGUUUCCCAGACUUCGGUGUCCAGCUGUUUUUGGACUACAACUCCCACCAUCCCUCGCUAGCAAGACCCAGUGGUCAGGGAUGGUGGGAAUUGUAGUAAAUGAGAAGACACAACAGAAAAGGCCCGUUGAGUUAAACAGCUGGGCAGCUUUCCCAGGCUGGAUUGCACUAUUAAUUUUGUAAAGUUGUUGUUGUGAUUUAUUACCCACUUUUCACUUCAGGGUCCUAGGGUGAGACCCCUGGACGAUUAAGUCCAGUCAAAGGCGACCAUGGGGUUGUGGCGCUCAUCUCGCUUUUCAGGCCAAGGGAGACGGCGUUUGUCCACAGACAGCUUUCCGGGUCAUGUGGCCAGCAUGACUAAACUGCUUCUGGUUUCAUACUGUGCAACGGAACACUGUGACGAGUGCCAGAGCGCACGGAAGCGCUGUUUACCUUCCCGCCGCAGCAAUAUCUAUUUACUAGCACUGGUGUGCUUUCGAGCUGCUAGGUUGGCAGGAGCUGGGACAGAGCAACUUAGCUCACUCCAUCACGGGGAUUCGAACCACUGACCUUCUGAUCAGUAAGCCCAAGAGGCUCAGUGGUUUAGACCACAGCGCCAGACCCCACCGCGGGGAAGGGAAGCGGUUGGCAAGCGAGGUGUACAUGUGUGGAAUGGGGAGGACUGGGUUGCCUUCUCCACCAGAAGGGUUUGAUUCCUUCUCUCUGUAAGGGGAUGACCAAAGAGAAGCUCUGCUCCUCGCUGGAAGACAGCGUGACGGAACAUGGCCGCCGCUGUCAGUGCUGGCCUGAAUUUGCUGUAACCAGCUGGGCGGAAGGCGAAGCACAUCUCCUCAUGAGCUGUCAGGUAAGAGCCUCAUUUUGUGACAGCAAUAGUGGGAUGUGCCCGCCCGCUGGAGAGGCAGUGUGGUGUAGUAGUUAGCAUGUCAGGACUAGGACUGAGAAGAUCCUUGUCCUUGUUUGGGAGAAGCGCGGGGGAUAUCCCAGGGUGUAGCCCCUAUAGCGCUGCCAGUUGAUGGAAAGUGAUGAAAGAAGUCUUUUGAUCUCCAUAGCGCUGCACAGUAUGAAGAAACUGCACACGGCAGGCAAUUAUUAUCUUUCUUUUUGUGUUCUUAGGUUUGCGAUUCGUGGACAGUUAUUUUGUAGCCAUGGCUCCAUUUGCAGCACUUUCCAGGAAAGCAGAGAACACUCGAGUCUUUCCCCACGUCCCCUUCUGAGAAGCGUCUUAUCUACGUGUGGGUUUAAUACACACAAAUGUCAAAAAUGUGCCCUUUGUUGAUUCCUUGAUGCAUGUUGUUUACGGUGGUUCUCGGUUGAACAAAAAUACCUUUCAGUAUUGCACAUAGAACAAAUGGGAUAUUUUGUUUUCCUGUUUUGUAACGUUAAGUGGGCACAGCUGCUUUCAAAUGUUUAUCUAGAUUUCUCUGAUCCUGCUAUCAGAGCAGGGAGUGUUGCUUUUCCUGCUUAAAAAGUGCAAUGUUCACUGAAAGGAAGGUAGGAUGACAUGAGAUCAUGAAAACCCACUGGGUUGAUGUGUCAGAACCCCCCUCUAAGCAGACUCAUGUCACAUACAACCUUUUAAUAAUUCUUUGUGAAUAAAGUUGGACUGCAACUGUCGCCAUUCAGCUUUCUCUGAAGGAACCAGACUAAUCUUGAAUUAGAACAAGCACUAUUGCCUCCUCUUGUCAUUCAGGGAACCACUAAAUUCCAAAACGGGCAUUUGCAACAACUGAAAGUAUCUGAAGAUCUUUAGUACACCAUUUGCACUACAAACUCUCUAAUGUCAAGCAGUUUUUGAAGGCAAGAGCUUUUACAGGAUAUACUACACUGUUUAUUCCUUUUCAUAUCAAGUGUCCCAGUGUACAAGUGCAAGUAUACUUGGACUUGAGACAUGCAAGGAAGCCUUCAGACCAUCCAAGAGCGCCAUUUUGCAGUGAGCUUUCCAUUGAGAGGCCUGCUUCAAGCAGAAGAAACACCAGUGAACCAAUAGUUCAAAAGAGUUGCAUGAGGGGGGAAAAAAGUUGAUUUUUUUUGGUAUCACUGGAGGACACUCAGAGAAAAAGGAGGAUGAACUCUCCCAAUAUCUGAGGAUGGUUAGGGUGGCUGUGGUAUAAAUGUAGAUUAAAAACCGCAAUACGGGUUGGGAAAGAUCAAAUGUUUUUAUUCUGGGUGUUUCAGUGGGGAAAUUUGGAUCACCAACAGCGUUUAAACAAAAGAAUUGAUUGCUUACUGGUGUCUACAAAAGCAUGAAGCAAAAGCUAUUAAGUGCGGAAGAAAAUCUCUAGGUAUGGCACACCCCUAGCAUAUGUGGCAAUCCACAUUCACAAAAUAAUCUUAAAAGUGCUAUGAUACUUUAAGCAGUCAUGGCUUCCCCCAAAGAAUUUAAGGCUGGAGUUUAAGGGUGCUCAGAGUUUUUAGGGGACCCCUGUAUCCCCUCUUCCAGACCUACAAUUCCCAGGGUUUCCUGUGAAGAGGGAUUGGUGGUUCAACCACUCGGAGAAAGGUAGCUCUGUGACGGGACUGGGGGCUUCCUAACAACUCAUCACCCAUUAAACAAACAGCUCCCAGGAUUCCUUGGGAGAUGCUGUGACUGUUUAUAAAGUAGUAUCAUAGUGCUUUAAAUGUAUGGGGUGAGUGUGGCCUUAGUCUCUGCUCUAGGGGUGGGGAACUGGAUACAGCUUGCAAAAUGGGAUGUGCCUGCUCUCCCUGCUUUCAGCCAAGGUGCGCAGCAGCCCACGCCUGAUAGCAUCUGUGACACCAUGUGUAGGCCAGGUGGGUUGGGCCAGACUGAGGCCUGCAGGCUGAGCUUGCAGACAGCUCUGCUCUAACAGCAGUUUGAACACUAUUGUGUUGGGUUUUUUUACCUUUCUGAGAUUAUUGUAUCCCUUUUUGUGCUUCUGCUUUAUUUAAUUUGCUUUGCUAUUUUAUUGUGUUGUUUGUGUUUCUGAUUUGUGGCUCAAGUGACAAGGUUACUAGUAACAAAUAUAAAAUGUGUAAUAAAAGCAUCUGCCACCGAUUACAGGCUGUUUUGACAAUACAUGGAAACUUUGAAGCUUUGGGUGAGAUUUCAACCCCAAUUAAAGGAGCAGGCAGCCCUUUGGUUGUGUAGUACAACUUCCUAUGGUAUGAAAAUGUUUCUAUUUGUCUACAUUUAUAGACUCAGCAAUGCUUCAACAUUGCAUCAGUGUUAUUCUCCACCUCCAGUAUUCUCAUAUUAAAAAGGACAAUGAAAAGAUAAUCUUUGC
Podarcis lilfordi (Lilford's wall lizard) is the source of this 6358-nucleotide messenger RNA. NCBI's taxonomy places the organism in Eukaryota, Metazoa, Chordata, Lepidosauria, Squamata, Lacertidae. The record is from the annotation of a GenBank genome assembly.